Epinephelus moara (kelp grouper) is the source of this 6926-nucleotide messenger RNA. Its product is annotated as kinesin-like protein KIF3C. The transcript is spliced from 8 exons. NCBI's taxonomy places the organism in Eukaryota, Metazoa, Chordata, Actinopteri, Perciformes, Serranidae. Bases 577 to 2790 code for a protein of 737 amino acids. Gene Ontology annotation, molecular function: microtubule binding; microtubule motor activity; ATP binding. The record is from RefSeq and is a predicted model, not a curated record. Gene Ontology annotation, biological process: microtubule-based movement.
CUGUGUGAGUGUGUGUGUUGCCUACAGAAAGGGGAGCUCCGUCUCUCCGCACAGACCGAGAGCCGCAAAUCCACCUCGGAGCAUCAGUGAGCGGGGACAGGAGGAUGCGGGACAGCGGUGUGUAGCGGAUCUACCGGGGCUGUGAAACCAGGACGGUAUGAGUGUGAUAUCUGGAGUGAAGGUUUUUAUUGUCGGCGGUGUUGGAUUUUUUUAUUCACCGAGUGAAUCUGGACGUGAAUCCGCAAUGGAGCGUCGAUUCAGCGCGUGAGAGCUGCUGACCGUCUGUGUGUUUGUGAGCUGAUAUUACAGACAAUAAGGACAGGGAAUUAGCCAUCACAAAUCUUAUUAUUGGUGUUGGUAAUUAAAGGAGUAUGUGUUAUUGGGCACUGUAGCUGUUUUCUUUAUGAUAUGAUCCAGAAGCCAUACUGAAUUUGUUAUUAAUUAUAAAAAUCGAUGGUUACACAAUUCACAGUCAGACAGGAGGCUGAUUAAAAGCAUUAUACAGGUUAUCAGCCUUUUUUAAUUUAAAUUAUUUAAAUCAUUUUUGUUGCUGACAAGAAGAAACAAAAGCCAGUCAUGUCAAAAAACAAGAGCAGUGAGUCAGUGAAGGUGGUAGUUCGAUGUCGUCCCUUGAACCAGAAGGAUGAGUCCAACGGGCCUGCAGGGGGCAUCGUGCAGAUGGACCUGCGGCUCGGACAGGUGAUCCUCAGAAACCCUCGAGCACCUGCCAGCGAGCCCCAGAAAACAUUCACAUUCGAUGCUGUUUAUGAUGCAAACUCCAAACAGAGAGAUCUGUACGAUGAGAGUGUGCGGCCACUGAUAGAUUCGGUUCUGGCAGGGUUUAAUGGCACCAUAUUUGCCUAUGGACAAACCGGAACUGGAAAGACGUACACCAUGCAGGGAGCGUGGUUGGACCCAGAGAGACGGGGUGUGAUCCCCAACGCUUUCGACCACAUCUUCACACACAUCUCCCGAUCGCAGUCUGAUAAGCAGUAUCUGGUGCGGGCGUCCUACCUCGAGAUCUAUCUGGAGGACAUUCGGGAUCUUCUUGAUCCCAAUCACGGCAGCGCCAAGGCCCUGGAGCUCAGGGAGAGUCCAGAGUCUGGGGUGUAUGUGCGUGACCUCACGUCAUGUGUCUGCAAGAGCAUCAAGGAAAUCGAGGAGGUGAUGAACGUUGGCAACCAGGCGAGGGCGGUCGGGGCGACAGACAUGAACGAACACUCGUCCCGGUCGCACGCCCUAUUCCUGAUCACAGUGGAGUGUAGCCAGCCUGGUCCAGAUGGGCGGAAACAUAUCCGUGUCGGCCGCCUCAACCUGGUAGAUCUGGCCGGCAGCGAGCGCCAAGCCAAGACAGGUGUCCAGGGUGAGCGCCUGAAAGAAGCUGCCAAGAUCAACCUUUCCUUGUCAGCACUUGGAAACGUGAUCUCAGCACUGGCCGAUGGGCGCAGCAGCCAUGUGCCAUACCGGGACUCCAAGCUGACCCGUCUGUUGCAGGACUCUUUGGGCGGUAAUGCAAAGACUGUCAUGGUCGCCACUUUAGGCCCAGCCUCCCAACACUACGACGAGACCCUCACCACACUCCGCUAUGCCAACCGGGCCAAGAACAUCCAGAACCAGCCACGAGUCAACGAGGAUCCCAAGGAUGCUCUGCUGCGCGAGUUCCAGAUGGAGAUUGCUCGCCUCAGGGCCCAGCUCCACCACAGGAAGUGGAGGAGCAAACAGAAGAAGGAGCAGGUGGACGGCGAGGGCUGGGAGAGAGACGGGGACGAGGAGACGGAGGGUGAGGAGGAUGAGGGGGCGGAGAAGGAGGCGGAGGACUAUGUGAAGCUGGAGGAGCAGCGGUUGGAGAGGGAGAAACAAGACAUCAGAGAAGAUCAAUUCCUGUUGGCGGAGGAGAAGCAGAGGCUCCUGGGGGAGAAGGAGAGGAUGAUGGGAGAUCUGAGGAAGGAGCAGGAAGCCACCGAGCAACUGACCGCCAAGUACAAGGCGAUGGAGAGCAAGCUUCUGGUUGGUGGAAAGAACAUCAUCGAUCACACCAACGAGCAGCAGAAGAUGCUGGAGAUGAAGAGGCAAGAGAUUGCUGAGCAGACGCGCAGGGAGAGGGAGAUACAGCAGCAGAUGUUGGUCCGAGACGAAGAGACCGUGGAGCUGAGAGAGACAUUCACUUCUCUGCAGCAGGAGGUGGAGGCCAAGACCAAGAAGCUCAAAAAGCUGUAUGCCAAGCUUCAGUGCAUCAAAGCGGAGAUCCAGGACGUGAACGACGAGCACGUGAGGAGCCGACAGGAGCUGGAACAAACUCAGAACGAGCUCACCAGAGAGCUCAAGUUCAAGUAUCUGAUCAUAGAGAACUUCAUCCCUCCAGAGGAGAAGAAUAAGAUCAUGAACAGACUGACCUUUGACCCCGAGGAGGAUCAGUGGAAGUUUCAGCCUCUUGUUCCAGCUGAAAGUAAAUCCUCACAGAUGAAGAAAAGGCCGGCAUCUGCAGUCGGAUACAAACGACCAAUCAGCCAGUACGCCAGGGUUGCCAUAGCGAUGGGACCUCACUCCAGAUACAGGGCUGAGAACAUCAUGUUCCUGGAGCUCGACAUGACCCCUCCAAACACCGCCUCACUGGAUCGAUCAGCGGAGUCGGAGCCGAACCAAAGUCACUCUGUGGACAACUCGCCCACCAAGGACAGAGGUGUCCGCAAGUCUCGAUCCUGGUGCCAGACCCCAAAAUCCAUCACCUCCUCUUCUUCUAAUGUUUCCCUGGCAGCGUGUCACACUGCCACACCCAUGACGGCGCAGUAAAGCUUUAGUCAAGAGGAGUUUUUUAAUUGUUAUUUAUUUUAUUCCUCUGCUUCCUCUUUGUUUUUUUCUCUCUUUACGUUUUGGCCAGUGAUCCUCUGAAAGACUUCCACAGCUGGGACACAAACACACACCUCCACCUGUGCUAAAUCCAGACAGGUGACAGACUACAUUAAAGAGAAACGAGGAGGUGAUGUUCAGGACAGGAAACUAAAUGACCUGAUGAACCUCAGAAACUCUGUAAAACACCACUUCCUCCUGUUCUGCGGAUGUAAAGACCCACCAGGACCCUUUCUUCCUUUGCAUGUUUGAACCUCGAAUCAUCCUUUUAAGGCUCUGUGUGUGUGUGUGUGUGUGUGUGUGUGUGUGUACAGGGCUGUAUGAUUGCCUGUUUGUGUGUCUAAUACAGAUCUGAAAGCUCACAAACUGCUUGAAUCCCCUGUAAGAUAUCAGUGUACAUAUUUCAUGUAUUGGUGGGGGGCGGGGCUUCAGGGGCAGGUUUGGUCUGUAUUCUGUGUAAAAGUGGAGACCGUCGGAUAAGAAAUGAACGAAGUCAGUAGAAAGUAUUGAUGUAACAUAUGAUGUGUUGUGUUGUUGGUCAGAUGAGGUGCUCUGAAACCUAAAUGAUGACCUUUAUUACACCUGUUGUCUCAUUAUUCCUCCACCGUGUCUGAUUUAAAAAGCAAAACUUUAAUUAUCUCAUUAAAAUGAAAAAACAAUGAGAUGUAUCACACUUCAAAAAAUUAUUUUACCAGAAUUUUAUAUUGGUAAACAUACAUGGGUAUUAAAAUCAGGAAUCGUGACACCACAGCUCUGUCAGAUCAGUGUCCAGUUGUUAAAUAAUGGUAAAAACAUUACUUAAAUGAGAGGAAAAACAUGAGUUUGACCAAAAAUAAAUCUUUUUCUGGAGCUGGGUGGAAAUUAGAUUAUGUCCAUCCAAUGCAGGACACCAUAAUGUUGUUAAAACCUCAGAGAUAAUGUAAUAAGUGUAAUAAGUAAUAUGUUUUUUUGGCCAAAUCAGGACUAAUUCUGUACCCUACGUUACCACGUAACUCACCAGUGCAACUCGACCAUGGCAUGACUGACUACAAAACACUUGAACAUAAAGGAUAUUUUUUUCUCUUGUAUGUGUGACCACUACCCAGAAUUUAAGAAGCAAUGGACUAAGUGGAAAAAAUUAGUCUCAUUUUGUUUUAUGGUGUGCUGGCCCUCAGGACAUCUUGUCAUGCAUUUUCCAUUCAAAGAGGAAGUUCUCUUUGUGCCCUCAGAUUGAGACGGAGGACCAAACAAACCCUGGUCUCUCCUCUGAUUGGGAACCAGCUAAACAACUGUUGAAUCAGCAAACAGAAACACUUUGUCUUAAUGAUGAUGACACUUAUUUAAGUGUUUUACUUAAAAAACUUAGUCACACACUCAAAGAUACCUGAAGUUUAAUUAAAGGCAUACUUCACCCACAAUUUGAUCUUUUGUGUAUCAAUUACUCCGGUAAACGAAUAAUCCAAAAACAGCAAACUUUCUUGAUGAAUUGGAGUAAAGCAGGGUUUAUACUUGUGCAUCAGCUCUAUAUAGAGCCUACGCCCUAGCCUAUGCACGUGGCCUACUCUGUUGUGAGCAUCUAAACUUGUGCUGUGGUGUGUCUGUGUCGUGCUGCAGUUACACCUCCAAAACACUAGUCGGUGUCAGGGUUUCUGUGAAGUGCUGAUAAGUUAAUUCAAAACACACCUUAAACACACAUUAAACGGCUUAAGAUAGACAAUUUCAAACACAAGUACACAAAUCAGCUUCACCAUAACUCGCAGCAUUCACAGACAAAGCACUUGUGUUAAUCCGGACACAUUUUCCCCACAAAUACAACACGCUAAUGUUAUUAGCACAAGCCUAUGGCAUUUUACAUUGUAGAAACUAGCUUAGGGGCUAGAGGACUUUUCCUCUACUCAUAUGAAGCCAGGGACAACAGCAACAUUAAACAAAGGUAACGUUACAAAAUUCGGCUCCAUUACAACUCACAAGGUUCACUGACAAAACAACUGUCUUAUGCUAAACAUGCUUUCCAAACAAAUACCACAUGCUUACGUUAUUAGCACAAGCCUAUGGCAUUUUACAUUCUAUAAAUUAGCCUAGCGGUGAUUCCCUCUACUCAUAUGAAGCCAGGAUAAAUCACACACAAGACUUAAAAUUCUAUUUUAGUGGAGGCUUUACUGUCUUCACAAUUUAUUGUUUCUUACCUGUGAUAAUAAAGUAAAAAAGCUUCAUUUCCACUGAGGGAAAUGGUGUCAGCUCACAGAAAAAGUCAGGAGGUCUGUGUCGCUGUGAUGUGUAGUUACAUUUCUGGGGAGGUGCACAUCAGGCUAUGGCGUAGGGUACUGAGUAUGCUCAACAUCAACGCAGAGCCUCCACCGUAUGUGCAGCGUUGAUUUAAUGCAGAAGUAUAAAUCCCGCUAAAGACGGGACUACCAUUAACCACAGCAAAAUCAAAAACAUCCCUUUACAAACUCCGACACAACUUGUACAAUACAAUCCAAGUCUCAUUUAUCCAGUUGUGUUUUAAUAUAGUUUUGCUGCAGUUUUUCUCUGUUUUUGGGUUCCCCAUUCACCGUGGAGGCGUGCAAGAAAAACAAAUUUUCUAAAUGAAUUCAGCGUAAUACUCAGUGAGUAAUGGAUUUACAAAUUGUCAUUUUGUGGCUGAAGUAUUCCUUUAAUGAAAAAAAAAUGCUUCAAUCAUUCACUCACCUAAUAUUAGACUAAUACACGUGUGAUGAUAAUGAAGACUAGAGCUUGAGCAUACAGUACAGUAAGUACUGAACAUACACAGUAAAACACACCUGCUUAAAGGUCGACUGUUGAAGUUGAAGUGUACCUCAGUGACUUGUUUAGACAGCAGCCUGCAGUCAGGUGUGUACAGUUUAGUGUCACUGGGUUCUUUUACUUGCUAGAGGUUAAGAGCAGCAGACAGUGGGGGUCAGGCUGACUAAUUAUCACUGUAUUAUUCAUGCCACAGAUCCAGUUGCAGCUGAACCCCCCUGAUAGAUGGAGGAGAGCGCAGAGCAGCCCUUUAUCAGUGUAUAAAACAACAUUUAUUACCAAUGUUCAGCAGAUCUGUUUUGUUUUUAACCAUUUUUUUACGUGACUUUUACUCCCAUUGUGUACAAAAUGUUUCAUGACCCAAACAUGAACCAUAUCAUUGGUAAUAUCUGAUUAUGUCUCAGAAAUGUGCUUGUGGAAGUUAACUGAGAUGUCAGUCCUGGAUUAUUUAAGGGAUGCAACAGUUUUGGAGACCAAAAUGACAUCUUCAAAUUGCUUUUUUUUUGUCCUCAAAACUGCAAAUCCUCACAUUUGGGAAGAUAGAGCCAGAAAAUAUUUGACAUUUUGUUGUAAAGGAGAGGUUCUUUUUCACACUCAUUCUCAGCAAACACUGAAGCCUACUCAGAAAUAUAAACGCAAUGAGAGGGGAAAGGGUUAAAAUGUGGCAAUAAUUACAGUCAGAUGCUGAAUUCAGUGAAUUUUAAAUCUGUGUUAACCCACUUCCUUCCCCGUCUCAGCCGUUUACAGAUGCACACUGACGAUUGUGUGUUUAGUCAUCGCUUUCUGGGUCCAUAAUUGCCCCAGUUUGUUAUUAAAAAAAAAUGACUCGAAAUGCUCUGAGGCUUAAUGAAAUCAUGUCUAGUCAAGUGAAGUGAAGUACAUGCAACUGUACCAUUAGUAAAUUAAAUUUGAUAUUCAGCCCAAAUAGAAAAGAUAUUGUAUAUUUAUUUGGAAAUAAGAGCGUCAAUCAGGCUACAUUUCAUGGUGCUGUUAAUCAGAAAAAGACCUUAGAAUAUUAAUUAUUCAAGCAAAUGUAUGUCUACAAUGCCAUAAAGAGUUUUGUCUGCUGUAUUCUGAUAUUUUUCCCUGCGUAAUGCAGCGUUACACAUCUGUACUGCCUCAAACUAUCAAUGAAUUAUGAUCUAAAAUGGUAGGGCAGACAGUGAUGCAAGGACGAACCUGAUUUGGUUAAAUUACUUAGAAUAACAGCCUCUAAACGUUGCUCAUUUAUUCACAUUUUGUCAUAUUAGUCAGUAAAAUCAUCCAUGUACUCUCUCAUUUGUGUCAGGGCUGUAAAAUAUUGUAUAAAUGUGUGUGCGUGAGGGCUGUGGGGGCGG